Molecule: messenger RNA, 552 nt
Organism: Pocillopora verrucosa
Lineage: Eukaryota; Metazoa; Cnidaria; Anthozoa; Scleractinia; Pocilloporidae
Source: RefSeq, a predicted model, not a curated record
AUGUCCUAUACAUCUUUAGACACAAAGGUAUCAGUGUUUAGAGUAGCCUUACCUGUGCAUAUACUAUCAGAAGAGAGUUUGCUGGAGAAGCUUUCAAAAGAAGAAAUUCUUGAGUAUCUUGAGGUGUUUCAGUACUUUGGCCAGGAUCGGGAGGGACGUAUUUCAACAAAGCAACUAAGACGAGCAAUGCAGAUGGUGGGACUGAACCCAACUGAUUUUCAAAUACAAACUCUUAUCAAUGAAGUGGAAUACGAUGGUGACGGUUACAUGACGUUUUCUGAUUUCAUUAAAACCAUGGAAGAAUAUAAGAAACCCGACGAUAAAGUAGACCUUAUGAUGGCAUUCAAGGUGUUUGACUGUAAUAACAAAGGCUACAUUGAGACGAAAGAGUUGAGAAGAGCUUUCAUGAGACUAAAAGGAAUUACUAAACAAGAACUUGAGGAACUUCUGGCGACUGCAAAUCUUGAAAAAGAUAGACACAUAUACUUUGAAGAAUUUUCAAGGCUGUUAGUACCACUAAUCAACAGAGACCUGGACAUAAUUUGCUUGUAA